This is a messenger RNA of Synchiropus splendidus (mandarinfish), 510 nucleotides long. It is a transcript of the gene rpl27, whose product is annotated as ribosomal protein L27. The transcript has 5 exons. Gene Ontology annotation, biological process: translation. The record is from RefSeq and is a predicted model, not a curated record. Gene Ontology annotation, molecular function: structural constituent of ribosome. The coding region runs from base 62 to 472 and encodes 136 amino acids. Gene Ontology annotation, cellular component: ribosome; cytosolic large ribosomal subunit. Lineage: Eukaryota; Metazoa; Chordata; Actinopteri; Syngnathiformes; Callionymidae.
AGUUCACAUUAGCCUUCUCAACUUCCUUUCCUUUUAGCGGUGGCCAUAGAAGCGCAUCGACAUGGGCAAGUUCAUGAAGCCUGGGAAGGCCGUUAUGGUGCUGGCUGGACGCUACGCCGGCCGCAAAGCUGUCAUCGUCAAGAACAUUGACGAUGGAACCAGCGACCGUCCCUACAGCCACGCUCUGGUGGCUGGCAUCGACCGCUACCCCCGCAAGGUGACCACUACCAUGGGCAAGAAGAAGAUUGCCAAGAGGUCGAAGAUCAAGGCUUUUGUUAAAGUGUACAACUACAACCACCUCAUGCCCACCAGAUACUCUGUGGACAUUCCUCUGGAGAAAGCUGUCGUCAACAAGGAUGUCUUCAGAGACCCCGCCCUCAAGCGCAAAGCCAGGCGAGAGGCCAAGGUCAAGUUUGAGGAGAGGUACAAGACAGGCAAGAACAAGUGGUUCUUCCAGAAGCUGCGAUUCUAAGUUCACCUGGUUUCUCAAUAAAUGUCUCAAAAACUCCA